CACUUCGCAGUCAAACCAGCCUUUUCUCGCCCGACAUUAUUUUCACAUUGACUCCGCUCACGGAGGCUGAAACGACGGAUGCAAUCAUGGGAGAGACACGUUGGGACAGUUUAUUUACAUUCGAAGGGCCUGUAUAAGUUUAGAGGGAAGCCGCUACGUGUGUCUCCCUCUUACUUUCACCGACCCCCUCCUCCUCAGCUCGCAGAAAUUUAUAAAGAACAAAAAAUCCGACCAGGGAGGGAGGGGGGUUGAUACGCUCAGGCUGAAAUCGAGAGGCGAACCUAGGAAAGGGGAGUAAUUUGUACACGGGACUUUCCCCCCCUUAGUCCCCCCAAAAGGAGGGGGAAAAGUCGCAAUUGUGGAAACGAAAAGGAGCUACGAUCUAAAGACGUGAAAACGUCUGCAAUUGUGGAUACUUUAUAUAUUUUUAUUUCGAAAAAAUAUGGCCGAGAACGUUCUGGACUCUGGCCCGCCUUCAGCCAAGAGGCCUAAACUCUCCUCUCCGGCACUUUCUGCCUCCGCCAGCGAUGGAAACGAUUUUGGCUCGCUGUUUGACCUGGAGCAUGACCUACCAGACGAGCUCAUCAGUUCCUCGGAGCUGGGGCUGGUCAAUGGCGGGGACAUCAACCAGUUGCACCCCAGUAUGGGAGGGGGCCCCGGGGGUCUUGGUCCUGGGGUUGGAGGGAUGGGCCUUGGAUUGGGCCCUGGCGGAGGGGGUCCUGGCCCCGGCGGAGGGGGCCAGGACGCGGUGGCCAAACACAAGCAGCUGUCGGAGCUGCUGCGCUCCGGGGCCCCGCCGGCUUCCACCCAACAGGGGCACCCUGGUGCCAUGGGCAACCCAGGAGGGCCCACCUCCAUGGGGCAACACUUGGGCAACAUGAAGGCGUCCCCGUGCCAGGGGCCUCAGCAGCACCUGUCCUCCCAGCAGCAGGCCAGCAUGAUGCAGCAGCAACAGCAACAGAACUCUGUAGCUGGGAUGGUGGGCAGCAUGAGCAGGGCCAUGAUGGGAGCCCAGCAGAAGGGCAACAAUGGACCCCAGCAACAGCCUGGGAUGAUGGGGGGUCAGGUGAUGAACGGCUCCCCCAGGAUGGGCUUUGGGAACCAGGGCAUGGGUGGCGGAGGCAACCUGCUGGCAGAGACGUUGCAGCAGCAGCAGGUAGCCGGUCCGCAGGCUGGGAUGAGAGGUCAGCAGCCUGGAGCCCUCAAUAAGAUGGGUAUGAUGGGGAACCCGGGAGGCCCAUACGGAAGUCCGUAUGCCGGCCAAGGGACGCAGGGUCUGGGAGGCGCCGGGCUGGGACCUCAGCUUCAUAACAAAGGGCCCAUGUCCAACCACUUGGCCCAGUACAACAUGGACAAGAAGAACCAGCCCAUGCAGGGCAUGGCUGCCAUGGCCUCCCAGCAGGCACAAGCAGGCGUGGCUGGCCCCCCAGGCCCCGCUGUGGGUGGGGCUCCAGGGUUGGUGCCCAACGUCCAGGGCGGUCUUGUGGGGCAAGGUGCCCAGCAGGUGUCGGCGGCGGCCGCGGCGGCAGUGGCCGGAGCGCCGCCUACGGCCGACCCGGAGAAACGCAAGCUGAUCCAGCAGCAGCUGGUGCUCCUGCUCCAUGCCCACAAGUGCCAGCGGCGAGAGCAGGCGAACGGCGAGGUGCGGCAGUGCAACCUUCCCCACUGCCGCACCAUGAAGAACGUGCUGAACCACAUGACCCACUGCCAGGCCGGCAAGAACUGCCAGGUGGCCCACUGCGCAUCGUCACGGCAGAUCAUCUCUCACUGGAAGAACUGCACGCGGCACGACUGCCCCGUCUGCCUGCCCCUGAAGAACGCAGGGGACAAGAGGAACCCCCAGUGUGAGUCUCUCCUGGGCGGUGCGGGUCCAGGUCUCGGGAGUUCGCUUGGAUCGGUCCCUGGUGGACCUCCGAGCACCCCCAACCUGAACCCUCCCAGCCAGAUCGACCCCAGCUCCAUAGAGCGGGCCUACGCAGCGCUGGGACUCACCUACCAGGGGAACCAGAUCCAGGGGCCCACGCCACAGGCCAAUAUGCCCAGCCAGGCCAUGCAAGGCCAGCCAGGGAUGAGGUCACUAAACCUGGGUGCGAACGCUAUGGGAGUGAACGGUGGCGUGGGGCUUCCCUCUGAUAAUCAACAGGCAAGCCUUCUCCAGGACACCAUGAUGCAUCUCAAUGUGAACAGCCAGGGGCUGAUGAAUGACACGGGAGGCGUGGGUUCGAUGCCCACAGCCCAACCGCCCUCGGCCCUUGGUAUGAGGAAGAACUGGCACGAGGACAUCACGCAGGACCUGCGCAACCACUUGGUGCACAAACUGGUGCAGGCCAUCUUCCCCACCCCGGACCCAGCAGCGUUGAAGGACCGGCGGAUGGAGAACCUGGUGGCCUACGCCAGGAAGGUGGAGGGCGACAUGUACGACUCGGCAAACAGCAGAGCGGAGUACUACCACCUCUUAGCGGAGAAGAUCUACAAGAUCCAGAAGGAGCUGGAGGAGAAGCGGCGGACCCGGCUACAGAAGCAGGGCCUGGGUCUGGGGCCUCCUGGCAUAGGCCAGCCCCCCACCGGAAUGGUUCCCAAUGGUCCACACCUGGACCCAUCGAUGGUACGACCCGUAGGAUCUAACCAGAUGGCCAAUAGGAUGCAGGGCCCAGGUAUGAACCAGUUCAAUCAGAUGGGAAUGCAGGGACUGGGCCAGCGCUCCACGCCCCCUCUCUCCAUGGGCCCCUCCGGCCAGGUCAGCCCGCGACAGAUGGGGAUGGUGGGAUCCAGGAUGGACCAGCCCAAUGUCAACCAGCUGCAGAACCAGUAUCUGUCCCAGGGCCAGUUCCCCGGCCCAGGGCCUGGCGUGGGCUGCGGGCAGCCGGGCAUGUCCCAGCCUGGCAUGAACCAGCCUGGCAUGAACCAGCCUGGCAUGAACCAGCCUGGCAUGAACCAGCCUGGCCUGCCACAGCCCGGCCCCCAGGGAGGCAUGGCCCAGACACAGAUGGGCACCCCUCCCUCUCUGCCCGUGGCGAGUCCCCUGGCCCAGCCCGGCUCGGCGGGCGGCCCAAGCGGGGUCCCCUCCGUGGGGCCCAUGGGUCCCCAGAGCGUGGGCAGCGUGGGUCCCAAUAACACGCUCAGCGGGCCCCCGUCCAACAGCCAACAACCCCCCAACUCCCUCCCUCACCUGGGCGCCAUGCGCGGCAGCUCACCGUCGCCCGCCCGCAGCCGCACCCCCACCCCUCACAAGACCCCCCCCAGGCUAGCCGGCUCGCUGACCCCCCAGCCGCACACCCCCAACGCUCCCCAGCUGCCGCCCCCUCCGUCCCUCCAGCAGACCCAGCACGGCCAGGGCCCGGGCUCCAACAAGCCCCUCCAGCCGCACUCUGUGCCGCCGGGCUCUACCACGCCCUCCCACUCUGGACUGACCUCCAGCAUGACGCCGCACAGCGCUCAGCUUCCACGCACGCCGCUGUCGCAGAAGGGCUCGUUCCAUGCGGACGGCCAGGCGCUGACCCCGGCGUCGGUCAGCAGCGUGGACAACUCGUCGCAGCAGGCCCAGUCGGACGCCUCGUCGGGCCAGCCGGAGCCCAAGACGGAGGUCAAGCAGCAGCCGGACGACGACGAGGACAGCGGCGAGUGCUCCAAGGGCGGCAAGAUGGGCGGCGUGAAGGCGGAGGAGAAGCCCCUGGUGAAGCUCGAGGUCAAGAAGGAGGAGUGCUCGGGGGAGGGCGGCAAGGGCGUUCCCAUGGAUACGUCGUCGGCGCCGUCGUCGUCGUCCUCCUCGUCGGCCAACGUGAAGACGGAGAUGAAGGUGGAGGUGAAGAAGGAGCCGAAGGAGGAGGAGGAGUCGCCGGAGGCUGCCAACAAGAAGAAGAUCUUCAAACCAGAGGAGCUCCGCCAGGCGCUGAUGCCCACGCUGGAGUCUCUUUACCGGCAGGACCCAGAGUCCCUGCCCUUCAGGAUGCCAGUGGACCCCCAGCUGCUCUGCAUACCGGACUACUUUGACAUCGUGAAGACCCCCAUGGACUUGUCGACAAUCAAGCGGAAAUUGGACACAGGACAAUACCAGGAGCCCUGGCAGUACGUGGACGACAUCUGGCUGAUGUUCAACAACGCCUGGCUGUACAACCGCAAGACGUCGCGCGUCUACAAGUACUGCUCCAAGCUGGCGGAGGUGUUCGAGGCGGAGAUCGACCCCGUCAUGCAGGGCCUGGGCUACUGCUGCGGCCGGAAGCUGGAGUUCUCACCUCAGACUCUGUGUUGCUAUGGGAAGCAGCUGUGCACCAUUCCCCGAGACGCGGCCUACUUCAGCUACCAGAACAGUUCACCAAAAUUUGGGCUUAUCGCUAACAGGUACCACUUCUGUGAGAAGUGUUUCAACGAGAUCCAGGGAGAGAUGGUUUCCCUGGGCGACGACCCCACGCAGCCUCAGACAUCGAUUAACAAAGAUCAGUUUGAGAAGAAGAAAAAUGACACACUGGACCCCGAACAGUUUGUGAAAUGUUCAGACUGUGGACGUAGAAUGCAUCAGAUCUGUGUCUUGCACCACGACACGAUCUGGCCACUAGGUUUUGUAUGUGACGGCUGCUUGAAGAAGACGAACAAGACGAGGAAGGAGAACAAGUACGCAGCCAAACGGUUGCCCCCCACCAAGCUGGGCUCCUUCCUGGAGAUGCGGGUGAACGACUACCUGAAGAGGCAGAGCCACCCGGAGGCAGGGGAGGUCGCCAUCCGUGUGGUCCACGUCUCGGACAAAGUCGUGGAGGUCAAGCCCGGCAUGAAGUCCAGGUUUGUGGACAACGGGGAGAUGUCGGAGUCGUUCCCCUACAGGACCAAAGCCCUGUUUGCCUUCGAGGACGUGGACGGGGCCGAGGUCUGCUUCUUCGGCAUGCACGUCCAGGAGUACGGCUCGGACUGCCCCCCUCCCAACCAGAGGCGGGUGUACAUUUCCUAUCUGGACAGUGUCCACUUCUUCCGACCCCGCGAUCUCAGAACCGGUGUGUACCACGAGAUUCUGAUUGGCUACCUGGAGUAUGUCAAGAAGCUAGGCUACACCACGGGUCACAUCUGGGCCUGUCCGCCCAGCGAGGGGGACGACUACAUCUUCCACUGCCACCCCAUGGACCAGAAGAUCCCCAAGCCAAAGCGUCUGCAGGAGUGGUACAAGAAGAUGCUGGACAAGGCCGUGGCCGAAAGAAUCGUCCACGACUACAAGGAUGUCUUCAAACAGGCCCAGGACGACCGGCUGACCAGCGCCAAGGAGCUGCCCUACUUUGAGGGGGACUUCUGGCCCAACGUGCUGGAGGAGAGCAUCAAGGAGCUGGAGCAGGAGGAGGAGGAGCGCAAGAGGGAGGAGAACAGCACCUGCAACGAGAGCAUAGACGCCGCUAAAGGAGACAGUAAAAACGCUAAGAAAAAGAACAACAAGAAGACAAGUAAAAACAAGAGCAGCCUGAGCCGGACCAAUAAGAAGAAGCCGGGCAUGCCCAACGUCUCCAACGACCUAUCCCAGAAGCUCUACGCCACCAUGGAGAAACACAAAGAGGUGUUCUUUGUGAUAAGGCUCAUCGCGGCGCCCAUGGCCAACACCCUACCGCCCAUCACGGACCCCGACGGGCUGAUGGCGUGCGACCUGAUGGACGGCCGCGACGCCUUCCUCACACUGGCCCGCGACAAGCACCUGGAGUUCAGCUCGCUGCGCCGCUCGCUCUGGAGCUCCAUGUGCAUGCUGGUGGAGCUGCACAACCAGAGCCAGGACCGCUUCGUGUACACCUGCAACGAGUGCAAGCACCACGUGGAGACGCGCUACCACUGCACCGUGUGCGAGGACUACGACCUGUGCAUCGCCUGCUACGCCACGACGACCCACAAGCACAAGAUGGAGAAGCUGGGCCUGGGCCUGGACGACGAGAGCAGCAACGCGGCCGCCGCCGCCACCCAGAACCCCGGGGACUCGCGGCGCCUGAGCAUCCAGCGCUGCAUCCAGUCGCUGGUGCACGCCUGCCAGUGCCGCAACGCCAACUGCUCGCUGCCGUCCUGCCAGAAGAUGAAGCGCGUGGUGCAGCACACCAAGGCCUGCAAGAAGAAGACCAACAGCGGCUGCCCCAUCUGCAAGCAGCUGAUCGCCCUGUGCUGCUUCCACGCCAAGCACUGCCAGGAGAACAAGUGUCCCGUCCCCUUCUGCCUGAACAUCAAGCACAAGCUGCGGCAGCAGCAGCUGCAGCACCGGCUGCAGCAGGCCCAGAUGCUGCGGCGCAGGAUGGCCAGCAUGCAGAGGGUGGGCCAGGCCCCCAUGGGAGUAACCCCCGGGGGCCUGCCCUCCCCGGGGCCCAACAACAACGGUGCCACGGGCCCCAGCACCCCGACGUCUGUGGGGCCGCAGCCACCCACGCCGCAGACCCCUACCCAGGGCAAUAUGCCCCAGCAGCAGGGCAUGGGCGGCAUGGGCAGCCCCGGACCCCACCAACCGCAGCUCCAGCAGCUGCAGCAGCAGCAGCAGCAGCAAGGCGGAGGCAUGACGCCAGGACACCACAUGCACCAGUUCUCCCCAAUGGGUGGAGGAGGUGGAGGGGUGAUGAUGGGCUCCCCCCAGCCGCAGAUGGUUCCCCAGAUGCAGCAGCAGCAGCAGCAGCCCCCCAACGUCCAGCAGCUCCAGCAGCAGCAGCAGCACCCGGGGGGCCUGCCCCCGUACACGCCCAGACCCCCAGGAGCCUCGCCACUCCACCCGUCCCUGGGGAAGCCCGGCAUGGGACCUGCCACGCCGCCGCAGCAACAAGCCGUCCCAGGACAGGGCCCGAUGCCCGGGCAGGGCCCGCAGCAAGGGCCCCCCCCGGCGGCGGUUGAGACGGCCUUGAAGAUCCAGAGGCUAGCGGAGACCCAGAGGCAGAUGGCCCAGGCCCAGGCCCAGAUCCUCCAGAGGCAGGGCCAGGUGGGCAUGAUGCCCCCCCACCCCCACCACCAGAACCCCCAGGCACAGAUGGGCAUGCAGCUCCAAGGAGGUGGGAUGGUUGGGCUGCAGGGCAUGCCCCCCCAGGCCCAGGGCGGGGCCAGCAGGACUAUGUUAGACCCCCAGCAGCCUGGCCUGAUGGCAGGCAUGCAGCAGGGAGGGCCCCAGGGUCAGCUCCCGCCCCAGGUCCAGCAGCAGCUGCAGCAGGCCCAGCAGGCCGCCGGGGGCCCGCUGCCUCCCGCCAACCAGCAGUGGGGCGCCGGGGGUCCCGGCAUGACCCCCCAGCAGAGGCCCGGCAUGAUGCCUCACAUGACCCCUCAGCUCGCCCAGCAACAACAACAGCAACAACAACAGGGGCAGUUGCCACAGCAGCAGGCAGGAAACCGGGGCUUGAUGCAGCUGAUCGGGGGUCCGGGCGGGGCGGCGGGGGCGGCUGCAGCCAUGGCGGGUGCGGCGGGGUCGGGGAACCUCCCCCAGGCGGCGCUGCAGGACCUGCUGCGGACGCUGCGCUCCCCCAGCUCCCCGCUGCAGCAGCAGCAGGUACUCAACAUCCUGAGGGCCAACCCCGUGCUCAUGGCCGCCUUCAUCAAGCAGAGGGCCGCCCGCUACCAGGGCGGGGCCGGGAGGGGGGGCCCCCCUCCUCCGCAGGGCGGCCCCGGAGGAGUGAGGUUCGCCGGCCCGGCGGGGGGCCUACCCCCCGGUGCCGGAGGCGUAGGGGGCCCCGGGCCCGGCCAGAUGGCCCCCAUGCAGCAGCAGGGCGGCCAGCCGGGGAUGACCAUGGCCCAGGGUGGAGCCGGAGGGAACAUGCCCACCAUGGCUCAGCUCCAACAGCUGCAGCAGCAGCAGCAGCAGCAACAACAACAACAACAGCGACCGAUGUUGCCUGGCAACCUUCAGCAGCAACAACAAAUGGCUGCGUUGCAGCAGCAGCAGCAACAACAGCAGCAACAACAGCAGCAACAACAGCAGCAACAACAACAACAACAACAACAGGGUAGCAUUCAACCAGGACAGCAAGGCAACAUGUCCACCAUGAAUCCCAAGUAUAGAGAGAUGUUGAGGAGACACUUGCAACAACAGCAGCAACAGCAACAACAGCAACAACAGCAACAACAACAGAUGGCCAACCACGGGCAGUUCCAGCAGCCUCAGGGGCUCCAGCAACAAGCCCGCAUGCAGCCUGGGCAGGGUCAGCCGGGCAUGGCCCCUGGCUCCCAGCCCCAGCCGGGCGGUGGCGGAGGCCCCCAACAGGGAGGGCCCCAGCAGGGCGGGCCAGGCCAGCAGGGCUAUGCAGGCCAUACCUCUAUGUCCCCGCAGGUGGCUGCGGCGUUACAGCAGAGGCUCCAACAGCAGCAACAGCUGCAACAACAGCAGCAGCAGCAGCAGCAACAUCAACAGCAGCAACAACAGCAACAGCAGCAGCAGCAGCAGCAGCAGAACUCACUGUCUGGGCUGCAGGGUCCAGAUGGAGGGGCCGGCGGAGGUCCAGGGGGUCCCCAGUUGCAGCCCGGCCCAGGGCAGGGUCCCCCCCAGGGGGGCGGUGGGCCCCAGCAGGCCAUGCUCCAACAGGUGUACAACCAGCGGCUCCUGCAACAGCAGCAGCAGCAGCAGCACCUGGGCGGGGGCUCCCCGGCGCCGCACAGCGGCCCCAUGAGCCCCCAGCAGCAGAUGGCCCAGUCGCCCCACCCCCACCUCCAGGCGGGCGGCUCGCUGGGCAGCCAGGUGCGGUCGCCGCAGCCCUCGCCGCGGCCCCAGUCGCAGCCGCCCCGCUCCAGCCCCUCGCCCCGCACGCAGCCCGGCGCCCAGCCCCAGCCCUCCCCCCACCGCAUCUCGCCCCAGACCCAGACGGGCUCCCCGCACCACGGCCACCUGGGGCAGCACCACAUGGCCCCGCCCCCGCCCCACCCCCCCACGGCGGAGCAGCAGUACAACGCCGACCAGAGCGCCAUCCUCUCCCAGCUCAGCGGGAUGGCCGCCAUGCACGCCGCCCCGCCCCCGCAGCUGGACAUGCUGGGCGGCAGUAACAAUAACAACAAUAAUAACAAUAACAACAACAAUAGCAGCAACAGCAACCAGGAGCUGGGAUCGAACAUUAACCACAAUAGCUUAGACAUGAUUUAGCCAAGGCUCCGGACAGACCCGCCCUCCCCUCUGCUGAUGCUCUGACCCCGCCUCCCACCCCGCUCCCCCGCUCUCUCUCCCGUACCGGCGAGGAGGAACUGCGUGAAAUGUCGGGACGAUGUCUUUUGGGGGGGUUUUAAGCUUUUUAUUUUUUAUUUAAAUAUUUUUCUGAUGUAUAAAUAAAAAGAAACUGAAAACUUCCUUCCUAUGGGAGAUGCAACAUAAAUCUUUAGAAGUCAAUAAAUGAUUAAAUUAAGAAGCGAUGGUAAGUUAUAGUUGUUAAUAUAUAUAUAUAUAUAUUUUUGCCAAUUGUGUACAAAAAAUGGUGGAAGCUGUGGUAUUUUGGGUUUGAGCUAUUUCUUCCUUAGUCUAAGACACAAUAUUUUUGGGGACUGAGAAUUUUUUUAUGGAUAUUUUUAAGAUUUUAAAUGUGGCAAAAAAAUACCUAAAAGCGAGUUGAUACAAUGUACAUUUUUCUGGUUUUUCCUUUUGGUUUCGUUUCUCCUCCAGUAACUCAGUCAUGAUUGUAUCUGUUUUGCAGAGAAUUGUAUUUUUUAAUUUCCAACUUCUCCGUAAUCCUUUUAUUUUUUAAGCGCUCUGGUUUUUGUUUUCUUUUGGUUUUGGUUUGUAACACAUAUCUUCCCUUCCAGGAUUCAGACGGUGUUUUUGCAGCGGCUGCUUCUAUAAUCACAUUCUUUUGUUAUUAUUACAAUCUGUUUUCAUUAACGGCUUUGCGCGUCCAAACCGUUUUCCUCGUUUCAAGUUUUCCACAAUGGCAGUUGUAAGGGGAUUAGAGAGCUAAAGGAAACGUUGUUGUGGAGGGAUGGGGGCGGGGUAUGGACCCCCCCCAGGUGUCAUGUCAGCCGGAAAGCAAUGAUGUGAGGUGGUCCUUGGAGCCAAUUCCCCACCCCAUAUGCACCUUCCUCUCUCCUUUCUCCUUUUGAAUGUGCACUGCCUCUUAAUUACCCCUCCCUCUUGCCCCGCCCACUGGCCCACCCCCCUUUCCCUGAAACGAUGGCCAGCUGAAUUGGUGUUUUUUUAUUUGCAAAUUGGAGGCUUAUGGAAUGGUUUUAUGUAUGUGUGUAUGUAUAUACAUACUUUAUAUAUAUAUAUAUAUAUACAUAUGUGUACAUAUAUAUACAUAUACUUUAAUGAACAGAGGAAGAUGGAAAAGAGUUGGGCUUCAGAGAAGGUCCAUUUCGGCUGCGAAAAUCCUUUCUGCGUUUCGAUGGCGGCUUCUCUGAAGUCUCUAACAAUCGUUCAAGUAGUGUUCUCCGCUCCUCCCCGUUUCCCCUCUUCUCGACCACCCCGCGAAAAAUAAGGUUCUAUUUAAUGUUAUUACUGUACAAAGAAAAUGGAUGGACUUAAAUACUGUUUUUUCUUUUUGUAUUAAAAAUGAAAAUCAUACAAAAAUUAUGAGCUGUACAGACUUUUAGAUCGAGCGAGCUGGGGAAUUGUUCCCUGCUUGUUUUCUUUUUUUUUUUUUCAUUCUCUGUAUAAUAACUUGAAGUACUCCUGAGCCACUGUACAGUAUUGCGACUUUUCUUUUUUUAGAGGUACAGUAUAGGGUGUAAUCAGUCAAUGAGAACCAACGCGCCUUUUCAACGUGUAUUUUUGACAAACCUUUAGGGGAUGGGAAGGGAAGUGGGUUCCUUGUAACAAGUUAAAAGUAUCUUUCAAGACAAGACUCCCCAGACAUGAAACACAACAUGCACAAAAUAAAUAUACAAAACCUGGGGGAGGGCUGGAUCAGACUGGGCUGGAGCAUUAUCUAAAUUUGGUCAUUUAGCUUUUAAUGGAGACAAGUGAAGACAAUAUAUACAGGCUCAAUAUUUUUCUGAGGCCUAGCUUGCUGCGGGGUGGGGGGGGGGGGGGGGGGGUAACAGGUGGCAAUAUAUCAUGAGACUUAUUUUAUAAAACACAAGGAAACAAAGUACUCUUUGUCUUUUAUAUAUAGAUAUAUUAUUUAAUUUUAUUUUUUUGGAAAUAAAACUUGAAUCUACAGGAAUUAUUAGAUAACGCCGUGGUUUUGUUUUGUAUUGAAGACGUUCUAAAGUGAUGCAAAAUGACACUGCGAGCUGUUUGCUCUAGGGGGCUGGGAGGGGAUCUGGAGAAUUAUCAUGCCACGCUUUUUGGUUAUUUUUCUCUGAAGAAAUGUUUAAUGUACAUGACCUAUAGAUGUAAACAUACUGAAUCACUGUACAAACUGAUGGCAACUGAACAAAUAUAUUGUUUUUAUCAUUUCUUCUUUGAAAAGAGACUGGAAGUAAAACUAUUUAAAUAUUUGUUGUGUAUUUAAAUGGAACCUUUUUGACCACUCUUUUGUUUUUGUUUUUUCGAAGAAAAAAAUGGUGCUUGCUGAGAAAAAAGCAAAAUUAAAUAACUGUUGCUCCAUUUUUCAAUAGUUUCCUUUUUUUUAAGUUAUCCUGGUGGUCUGAAUUUUUUUGCCAAUAAAUUAAUUGUACAAUAAAGUAUGUUUGUACCAUUGGGGAAAAAUA
This is a messenger RNA of Gadus morhua (Atlantic cod), 11550 nucleotides long. It is a transcript of the gene ep300a, whose product is annotated as EP300 lysine acetyltransferase a. Gene Ontology annotation, molecular function: chromatin DNA binding; zinc ion binding; histone acetyltransferase activity. Gene Ontology annotation, cellular component: nucleus; transcription regulator complex; histone acetyltransferase complex. Gene Ontology annotation, biological process: positive regulation of transcription by RNA polymerase II. Lineage: Eukaryota; Metazoa; Chordata; Actinopteri; Gadiformes; Gadidae. Bases 443 to 9052 code for a protein of 2869 amino acids. The record is from RefSeq and is a predicted model, not a curated record. The transcript has 31 exons.